Messenger RNA from Lathyrus oleraceus (garden pea), 699 nucleotides. RefSeq lists its product as uncharacterized. The coding region runs from base 1 to 699 and encodes 232 amino acids. NCBI's taxonomy places the organism in Eukaryota, Viridiplantae, Streptophyta, Magnoliopsida, Fabales, Fabaceae. The record is from RefSeq and is a predicted model, not a curated record. The transcript is spliced from 4 exons.
AUGGCAGCUCACAAUAUUCAAUUCCAAGAAGAGAACAUAAAUAAUCAGAGAAACACCACAACUUCUAUAAAAAAUCUUGAAAUUCAAAUGGGACAAAUAGCACAACAACUAGUCGGUUCCCAAGCACCAGGUACACAACCUAGUGGAACUAUGAUAAAUCCUAGAGAACAUAAUAAUGUAGAAGAAGACGAGUUGUUGGAAGUGGAUUUAGAAAUUAGAGAUCAUGAGAAAAACGAAGAGGAGGUUGUUGUGUUACCAGUGGUUGAGAAAGAGAAACAGAAAGAUCAUAAACCAACCAUCAGACUUCCAUAUUCCCAAAGAACAAAGAAGAAGAAGAAUGAGAAAAAUUUCGAGAAAUUCUUGGAGAUGUUCAAGAAACUUGAGAUUAACAUUCCUUUUUCUAAGGGAAUGAAGAUACCAAUAAAGAAGAAAGAUAUAGUAUCAGUUACUAUUCCUUGUACUAUAGGAAAUAGGACCUUCAAAAUGGAGCUUAUUGAUUUGGGAGCUAGUGUAAGCUUGAUGCCUUUAUCUAUUUACAAAAAAUUGGUUGACUUUGUGAUUCUUGAGAUGCCUAAAGAUGAAGAGAUUCCUCUCAUUUUAGGCAGACUAUUUUUAGAGUCUGGAUGGUGUAUGAUAGGCAUAGAGGAAGGUAUGGUGACUCUAAAAGUCUAUGAUGAAGAAUUGAAAAUUGAUGUUUGA